AUGGCGGCGGAUCCUCUUCCGGAAUUGGUCACUGUGACCGUAUUCAUGGAGAGACUCCGCGUGAGCGCAGCUCGAACGGAGGUAUUCCGUGUACACCCGAUCUCUUUCGAGGAGGCGGUGGACGUGGCAUUGAAUGCCGAAUACAACUUCAGGUCGGCUCGACCUGGUUGGAGCGCUGGUAGCGCGAGCUCUUCGAGCGGCGGCUUCAAACUUGUUGAGAGUUCCCCGCAAUAUCGUGACGAUGUUCUGACGAUUGGUGAGAGUGCCGAAACCGCGCUGUUGACGUUCCUGAAACAGCACUACAUCGCAGCCCGUGGCGCGCAGAAUAUCCUGAAGUCCUUGCACAAACUUCACAAAGAUGGCAGUCUAAACCAGUACAUUCUCCGCUAUCAGCAACUCCAAGCUUCAGUCAAUGCUUCUGCAAUCGAGCGCCCACGUGUGCUGCCGCUCAGUUUGAAAUCCGCACCCAAACACACAGAACUCCGUCUUCAUGCCAUCGAUCAAGUCCACCAAGAACACCGUCAGCUCUUACAAGGAGUUCAAGUCGUGCUGCAUUGCUACAUCAAAAAAAAAUACAAGCUUCGAAUUAGCGAUGAGGCAAUCCGCCCUCUGCGACUUACCAUGAACACGACUGUAGCCUCCGCCGCCCUGCUGCCUGAAGCCAUCGACGUCAUUUGCGAUUCACUGACCGAGAGGAAUUCUCGCCGCACGUGCCUGAAGGACGUACGCGAGUGGCUGGUCGAGCCACCUCCUGCUGAGCCCGAAGACGCAGCUACAGAGGGCGAGCAGAAGCACUACGUCCGCAAGUUGCUAAAUUGGAAGCGCCAGAACCGAGAGACGUUCUACCUUGUUAAUUGGGAGCCAACGCGGGAGCCGCGUCAUCACCUCCAUGCCUCUGUUGUUGCUGCUUUCGAAACGGAGCGCCGCCUUCUUGUGCGCAAGAAGUUCUUCGAAGACGAAGCUGUGGAAGACGACACGCUCAACGAGACUGAAGCAUAA
This is a messenger RNA of Phytophthora nicotianae INRA-310, 999 nucleotides long. RefSeq lists its product as hypothetical. The record is from RefSeq and is a predicted model, not a curated record. Bases 1 to 999 code for a protein of 332 amino acids. NCBI's taxonomy places the organism in Eukaryota, Oomycota, Peronosporomycetes, Peronosporales, Peronosporaceae. The transcript has 3 exons.